Molecule: messenger RNA, 1032 nt
Organism: Closterium sp. NIES-65
Lineage: Eukaryota; Viridiplantae; Streptophyta; Zygnematophyceae; Desmidiales; Closteriaceae
Source: the annotation of a GenBank genome assembly
AUGGAGAAUGUGAGGGAAUCGAGUGAGGAUUAUAUACUACAAGGUAACAGUGGGAAGUUACCAGUGACAGGAGAGGGUGACGUGGUGCUGCAGAGUCCGUAUGGAGAGAUGAGACAGGAGAAUGUGCUGCUGGUUGAGGAUUCAAAGGUGAAUCUGGCCAGUCAGUCACAGCUUGAUGACUUGGGGUGCAAGAUAUUUUAUGACAGAGGUGAGGUUACAGUGUUUGGUCCUGAGUGGGAGAAGUAUGCGGAUGGUUAUUUCAGUGACGGAUUCUAUGAGAUGAACUUGAUAGCGAUGAACGACAAGGAUGAGAUCUAUGAGGAUCCUGAGCCUACUGAGGAUGAUGAGAGUGAGGACUCGGAUGAUAUGGCUGGUGUGCGUCUCUCUGGGGGAGGAGAGGGAGAUGGGUGCUUGCCGUCUUCCACGGGGGAAGGGCGGAGCUGGCAGUUCACGAUUCCUACACCAGCAGCAGCGUGUGCUCGGCGUGAGUGGCACUUGGAAGUCGUGCGCGUGCACCUGUCAUCCAACCUCUUCACCGCAUCCCACACCGUGAACUCCGCUGCUGAGACUACCCGCCGCUUGCUGGAAUUUACACCUGCAGGGUGGUCGCGGCCUGGGGUGGAGCAGCAGCUGCAACCGCAGUGGUCGCAGCAAGGGGUGCAGCAGAGGUUAGUAGGCGCAAGCCACGGUAUGUCGUCGCCCCUCUCCUCUCCAGCCCCCACCCACCCCGGCUUCAUACCCACCAGCGACACCAUGCCGCAUUCCCUCUUUAGCGUCCUCUGCCUCUCCCCACUGCACCACCUCUCUGGGUUGCGUCUUCUCCUUGUCACCACUGCUGCUCACCGCUGUUGCCUCAUCCCCUUCUCCUGCCCCACUGGUGCGGGCAGUGUGUUGGUGGGCACAUGGCACGACCUGGCGGAGGCGUUGAGGAAGGACGAUCAGCUGAUGGCGAGGCAAGGAGGCAGCAGAGGCAAGGAGGCAGCAGAGGCAAGGAGGCAACAGAGGCAAGGAGGCAGCAGAGGCGGCAAGUGA